Molecule: messenger RNA, 5717 nt
Organism: Chinchilla lanigera (long-tailed chinchilla)
Lineage: Eukaryota; Metazoa; Chordata; Mammalia; Rodentia; Chinchillidae
Gene: Socs6
Product: suppressor of cytokine signaling 6
Exons: 2
Coding region: 377-1984 (535 amino acids)
Biological process (GO): regulation of growth; protein ubiquitination; phosphatidylinositol phosphate biosynthetic process
Cellular component (GO): phosphatidylinositol 3-kinase complex
Molecular function (GO): 1-phosphatidylinositol-3-kinase regulator activity
Source: RefSeq, a predicted model, not a curated record
GCAACAAUCCUACUGCCUCAGGCUCCCGUGUGCUGGGAUUACAGACAUGCGCCAUCAUGCCUGGCUUAUCAGCGGAUUUUAGAGUGGGAUCCAAUAUAUGCAGUCCUUUCCACCAUUGAUGCCAGCUGUUUUAAUCCUGGGAGCUGGUCAUUUGGAUUGUGUCUUCAUGGAGAACUUGGCAGUGGAGCUGGCUAGGAGGGGAGAUGCAGAAGGGACAGUGUCUAACAGGAGAGCCUCUGCCAUCAAACUGAAAAUGGCUCCAAAGAUUAAAUGAAGCUGGAAAAACACAUAGAUGCAGCAUUGAAGCUCCUCCAGAUGUUUGGGGAUAAUAUUCCAGAGAGAAAAUUGACGCCUGUGGAUUAACUAACUAGUCAUAAUGAAGAAAAUUAGUCUUAAAACCUUCCGGAAAUCUUUUAACUUAAAUAAAAGUAAAGAAGAAACUGAUUUCAUGGUAGUGCAACAACCAGCAAUAGCCAGCGACUUUGGAAAAGAUGAUGCCUUGUUCGGUAGCUGCUAUGGUAAAGAUAUGGCUAGCUGUGAUAUCACCAGUGAAGAUGAAAAAGGUGGAAAAAACAGAUCAAAAAGUGAGAGCCUGAUGGGUACCUUAAAAAGGCGGCUUUCUUCUAAGCAGAAGCCAAAGGGCAAGGGCAGCACACCGUCAGGAAGCUGUGCCGAUGAGGACACCUUCUCCUCGUCCUCAGCCCCCAUUGUCUUCAAAGAUGUCAGAGCCCAGAGGCCGAUCAGGUCCACUUCCCUCCGCAGUCAUCACUACAGCCCCACACCCUGGCCCCUCCGGCCCACGAACUCUGAGGAGACAUGCAUCAGAAUGGAGGUGAGAGUCAAAGCCUUGGUGCACUCUUCCAACCCAAGUCCUGCGUUGAACGGUGUGCGAAAGGAUUUUCAUGACCUUCAGUCUGAAACUGUAUGCCAAGAGCAAAAUAAUUCUCUAAAGAGUUCCGAUUCUCCCAAUGGAGACUUGCAUCUCCACCUGGAUGAACAUGUGCCUGUAGUUAUUGGACUUAUGCCUCAGGACUACAUUCAGUAUACCGUGCCUUUAGACGAGGGGAUGUAUCCUUUGGAAGGAUCACGUAGCUAUUGUCUGGACAGUUCUUCACCCAUGGAGGUCUCUGCGCUUACUCCUCAAGUGGGAGGGAGCUCUUUUACUGAAGAUGAGAAUCAGGUAGACCAGGACCUAGUCGUUGCCCCAGAGAUCUUUGUGGAUCAGUCUGUGAAUGGUUUGUUGAUUGGCACCACGGGAGUCGUGUUGCAGAGCCCCAGAGCAAGUCAUGAUGAUGUCCCUCCACUUUCACCUUUGCUACCUCCAAUCCAGAAUAAUCAAAUCCAAAGGAACUUCAGUGGACUCACCGGCACAGAUGCCCACGUGGCUGAAAGUAUGCGUUGUCAUUUGAAUUUCGAUCCUAACUCUGCUCCUGGGGUUGCAAGAGUGUAUGACUCUGUGCAAAGUAGUGGUCCCAUGGUUGUGACAAGCCUUACAGAGGAGCUGAAGAAACUUGCAAAACAAGGAUGGUACUGGGGGCCAAUCACACGCUGGGAGGCAGAAGGGAAACUAGCAAACGUGCCAGAUGGUUCUUUUCUCGUUCGGGAUAGUUCUGAUGACCGUUACCUUUUAAGCUUGAGCUUUCGUUCCCAUGGUAAAACACUUCACACUAGAAUUGAGCACUCAAAUGGUAGGUUUAGCUUUUAUGAACAGCCAGAUGUGGAAGGACAUACAUCUAUAGUUGAUCUAAUUGAGCAUUCAAUCAGGGACUCUGAAAAUGGAGCUUUUUGUUAUUCAAGGUCUCGGUUGCCUGGAUCUGCAACUUACCCUGUCAGACUGACCAAUCCAGUGUCUCGGUUCAUGCAGGUGCGCUCUUUGCAGUACCUGUGUCGUUUUGUUAUACGUCAGUAUACCAGAAUAGACUUAAUUCAGAAACUGCCUUUGCCAAACAAAAUGAAGGAUUAUUUACAGGAGAAGCACUACUGAAAGAUUGAGAACCCUGCAUCUUGCACUUUGGGAAAAAAAAAAAGAGAUUGAAAUACAGUUUACAAACUUUCAUUGCCAUCAAAAUACUUUGCUGCCAUAACUAUUUUAGUUUUGUGUGUAACAGAGUCACCAAUUUGUUAGGGGUGGGGAAGUGUCUGCGAGGUGUCUUGGGUUUAUUUGGUUCUUUCAAAAGGGAUGUUUUGAGGUUCUAGAAGUGUGAAUUAUCUUUCAUUAAUGUGCAGAAUAAUCAUAAUGUGAAUUAUCAGAUUCUUAUUGCCCCCCCAGUCCUUUGCUGCUAUCCACUGUGAUUUUUAUGCAUUAAAAGCACAUUUCAUGUGUAUUCAGCCCUAAGUGAAGUUGAAUGAAGCUUAUAGAAUGAAAAUUGCUUUGUCUUUUUAAAUAACCCAUUUUGAGAAGAUAAUGUUGAAUAAACGUGUGUAAUAACAGAAUUUACAUAUACACUGAAAAUGAUUUUUUUAAAUCUCCUUUAAAAAGAUUUAUUUAGAAUUAUGAAUUGACAUAAUCUUGGUUAAUGGAAUGCAAAUCUACAACUUAUCUUUUACAACACUUUUCUAAAUUAUUUUUAAGGUAGUGCUAUUUUUUUUUUUUGAUUGUGAAAACCUAAAUUUUUUUGUUGCCUUCAUUUUCAUCUGUUUGUGUAUUUUAAUAAAUGGCCUUACAUUAAAAAAUUGUAAAGAAUUAUAAACCACCAAUUUAGAAAUUGUUGCCUUUCCUGUCAUUAAACUCGGGUACAAAUUGGCAUAAAGACCUAUGGAGCUAGAACUAUCACUGUAGAAAUUAGUGAUGAUCAUAGUUUCCUGUGAUAGGGCUCUUGUGUUAUAUGUACUUUCUUUCGGUUAAAUAUUUUAUCUGCAAUUUCUUUAGUCAGCAGUUUUUGGGGUGAACUUGUACAACCAACUUUUAUAAAUGGACUGGAUUCUUUUAUAACAUUGAAGUUUUAAGUCAAUUUGAAUAUAAAAAAUAGAUUCUUUUGAAGUUGGAUUUAAUUUUCUUAUGUAGUUGCUAUUAAAUUGUGCUAGAUUUGUCCCCUUCUCAGUAAAAACAACCUUUAAUGACUUUAGCUGAAAAACCUUGGAAAUUGUGGAGCAUCAUGUCACAGAAAAAUCUAAGCCCAUACCAGAUACACGGAAGUUUUUUUUCCUUGCUGGAUACACUGCAGUUUAAGAAUAGGGUUUUUAUUUUUCUAAGUUUACUGUAUUUUGAGUAAUUUCACACCUCUGGUUUUUCACCUCCUUGAUUCAGUCACUGGGUUGUUACACCUAAUAAUUUUUAAAUGCAGAACAUUUCAUUUAUUUCACAAUAUUGUAGUGUCGUAUCUUAGGAUUGUUCUGUUCAGAAAAUGUGUUCAGCCACACAAGCUUUAAAGGAAAAUGUUUCUAUCUUAGAUGAACAUGUAAUUUGUGGUGUUUUUCCUUUGUCAAAGUUUCCCUUUUACCCUUUUUAAAAAUGAGGGUACAAGUAUUCGGUCAAACUUGCUGGCUUUGUUGUUCAAACAUAUCUGUAUUCUCAGUUUUUCCUGUAUUUGCUUUUUAGGGUCAGAACUGAGAUAUUGCCAAGAAAAGGCACAAUGCCAUAGUAUCACAGUGUUAUGAUAAUUUUGACCUAAAAGGAGAAAGAGACUUAAUUUUGGUGGGACGUUGAUUGCAUCUUGUUACAAAGUCUCCUCUUUCCAACAAGAUAAAAUGGAAUAUACUAUAAUAAUAUAAUUUAAGUAUUCACUAUAAGCUGUUUGGAUUAAGAACUAUUGCAGAGUUGUAAGCUUACUGUCAAAUUAGUGCAAGACAUGUAACUAUUUUUUUGCAAAAUUAUUUAUUUUUAAGCAGUGUAAAAUACAUGUAGGGUGAGUGGAAAGUCCCUAUGCAUCUAUGUUGGAUGGCAGGUGCUGUCACAGUUGCUGUGUAGUAGUGCUAAGUGUCAGGUGGCAUCUCCGUAUCUCCUGAAGCGUUUACACAUCCUCCUGGGAUGAGUGGGGCACAGACUCCGGACUGCGCCCAGCCUGUCUCACGUGGAUGUAACGUGGUCCCUGCAUUUUCUCUUGAUACUGUACGUUUAAGAUCUACCCAUUUAGUUUCAAGAUUAUUCUCAUUUUCAUCUGAAUGUUUUAAAAACUGUAUUUUGUGUUUUUUUGGAAGGCAAGUGCUGAUUCUGUUCUAAUUCAGAAAGCAAAUUUUUGAUGUGCUUUUCUGUAUUCAUAAUAUAAAAUAUCUUCUUAAAGUAAUAUGCCCUACUCUAAUCCAAUUUGAAACCAUUAGGUUCUGCUGAUGUAUUUGCCAAAAAUUAAAUUUACAAACCAGGUAUGUGCAAAAUUUUCUGAGUUUGUGUAGAGAGGCAGCCAACUGAUAGAGGUAGCACCUUGUAAUGGGGAGAUGGACUUUAUGUGAUACAUCAACAGCCUGGUGAAAUACGGGAAUGGAGGAAAGAGAUGAUCCCUGUAGCUCGGUCUAGAUGCAGUUUGGUCUUUUGGGGAUUAUUGAAAGAUAACUUCUAUGAUAAGAACAGAAUCUGUACGUGAUUCUUAAGUGUAUACUUUAAAAAAUCUGAGCUUGAGGUAAGAAAAAAAACAGGAAAGCUAUAUCCAUUUGCUACAAUAAAUGAAUCAGAGGUGGUAUUGUAAAAAUCAAAUACUUCAUCACAAAACAUGGAGGCUGGAAGCUCUUUUGAGGUUUACUAGGACACUAUUACACAUUUUCAUAAGUAAUAAGAAAGCUGUAGAAAGUACUUGAAAAAUAUCUUACUCUUUCUACUUGGUGCAAUAAUUAAAAAUUUAGAAGGUCACAUUUUAUCACAGGAAAUGAUCAUAGAACUAAAAAUAGUUUUAAGGAAACCAGCUACACGGGACAACCCUCUUGCUAUUGAAAAGAAUCAUGUGCCAAAAGGCUAAAUCAUUGGCAUAUAGGAAAUAAAACACAACGUAGACAUAUUUUCUGAGCCAAUAUUGUUGAAACAAUAUGAAAGUUACUAAAAAUCUUGAAUAGAUUUAUGCAUUGUUUCUGCUAGUGCUAUACGUCUAACAGUGCUUUAAGGAAUGCCAAUUUUGAUUACAUUUCUCAUUGUAUAUGAGAUAAUUGUUUUAUGAAUGAUUCAAAAUAAUAUAUUUUGAUUUAAAUCUUAAUUGCAUUUCAUUGAACAUGAAGUAUUAAUUUGAAAAUGAAAUUACACUACCAGCAAUAGACAGUUUUGUUGAAUACUCUAAUAAGGAACAAUAGCCAGUUCCAUAAAUAACAAAUUCAAAAGGUAUUGGUACGCUAGUAAUCACAAAUUUGGUUUCUUUUAAUACAUUUUUAAUCCUGCAAGAAGGUUUUUAUAAACAUCCUUUUUAUUGAUGAGUCAUAACAUGGCAAAAGUAUGUAGUUGCAGUUUCUGAAAAUUGAUCCAAAUUCUACAUCCAGAGGUGUUGGGAAAUGCUUAGAGAAUUUUGUAAUAGUAUAUAUGUUGGGUUAAAGAAAUUUCAUAGUUGUUGGAGUGCCAUGAAAUUAAUACUUGGAGUCCAGAUUGCUGUAGUUUACACUUUUUCUGUAUGUUUCAAAUCAGGUGUGUACCAUUUGUACUGAGAACAUCGCAGAAUGAACUAUCCAAAGUCCAUUGAUUUUAAUAUGUGUUUUGGUUUGUAAACAAAUUAUAGUAAUUUCUUGCACAUUUUUGGAAAUUAAUUAUAUAAGAAUAUGUAUCUGCUUCUAGAUACAAUGUGUAAAUAAAAAUUUCAUUCACAAGA